AUGGCGUAUUUCAGAUCUUCUGCAUUCAAGUCCCUGUUGAGGACUCGGGCAUCGUCCCUGUGCCCCCAGCAAAGGCGCUGGGCCCAAGUGCACGAUGUCCGCUUCCUCGCCACACACCACGAUCCCAACCAAGUGCUGGACAGGUACCGCUCGAAACUCAAGCAGAAAGCCCAAGCGGAGGGACACGGAGACAUCGAUUCUUUGAAGGAAGCCUACAAGGAGAAGAUUGAAGAGUACCGUCACAAAGCAACAACUCCUCUUACUCCGGAGCCGCCCAAGUCCUCGCCCUCCCCGUCCAAGACCGGCCCUUCACCCCCUCCUCCUCCACCUACUCCCCAGGCUCGCGCCGCCUCCUCCGCCACAUCGACUGGAAUCAGACCUCUUGACUCGUUCAUCGACGUCGAGAAAGUGCGCAGCCUUCCGCCAAAGGAAAUCGAGGCCAUCUGGCGUCUUCGUUUCGCCAAUAACUCUCAUUCGGUCUGCGCCGCAAUUCCGGUAGAAAUAUACCAGCGCAUCGUCUCCGCCGCACGCAAGAACCCGCAAUUCGUUCUUCCCCUACCCCGUACGCAGAGUGAGGCGCAGACUGCGGAGGAGAACGCAGAAGCCGCCAAGGGCGGCGCGGACAUCCAUUUCCUCCAAUGGGGUUUCCAUCCUCCAGCGUCCCCGACCGCUUCUUCCGCUGCCUCGGCCAACGAUCACACUUCCACGAUUAUCUUCACAGCGUUGGCUUCGUAUCAGCUGCAUGGCUCGUAUGCGCAGCCGCAUACGACGAUCACGCAUUAUCUGGAUCUGGCGGAUGAGAAGGGUCUGGUUCUGAUGAAUGGGCAGGUGAUGCCUGAUUCCGGAGUAUCUGCUACAGAUGCCACCUGGCUGGUUAGCUGUGUUCAGCGGUUCUAUGACUUUGGGGGUCAGGCUAAUGGUCGGAAAGGCGAGCUUCUGCAGGCGUUCACUCGCGGUGACGUGCAGAACUUCAAGGUUGAGGACUUGAUGGCAGAGGCCGAGAAGUUGUAG
Molecule: messenger RNA, 1011 nt
Organism: Aspergillus niger
Lineage: Eukaryota; Fungi; Ascomycota; Eurotiomycetes; Eurotiales; Aspergillaceae
Exons: 2
Coding region: 1-1011 (336 amino acids)
Biological process (GO): mitochondrial proton-transporting ATP synthase complex assembly
Cellular component (GO): mitochondrion
Source: RefSeq, a predicted model, not a curated record